AGCGCGUCAGCUGUUUUGUGUUUACAUCGCGUCGUUUUGGUUGUUGUUGUUUUCCCGCAGCUCAAGUUGAGCCUCGCUGUUGUUUUUUUAUGCGUCUCAAAAAAUGUCUCAGCAGCUCCGGGAGCAGCGCGGCCGAGCAGCAGCUGAGGGGCAGACCCGCGGGAGCUGCUGUGUGUGAGGGAGCUGCUGGUUUCUGCACGACAGUGAAAGGCCUGACGCAGGUCCAACCCUAGACUCUCUCUGUGUUCACCAUGGGUGGUGCUGUCAGCGCUGGAGAGGACAAUGACGAGCUUAUCGACAACCUAAAAGAGGCUCACUACAUCCGCUCGGACCUGGUAGAGAGGGCCUUCCGAGCCAUCGACCGAGCAGAUUACUAUCUGGAGGAGUACCGGGACAGUGCUUACAAAGACUUGGCCUGGAGGCAUGGCAAUCUCCACCUCUCUGCUCCUUGUAUCUACUCAGAGGUUAUGGAGGCUCUGGAACUGCAGCCUGGCCUGUCCUUCCUCAACCUGGGCAGUGGUACCGGUUACCUCAGCACCAUGGUGGGCCUUAUCCUGGGUCCGUUUGGGGUGAAUCAUGGUGUGGAGCUACAUGCAGAUGUGGUGGAAUAUGCUUAUCAGAAACUCGACUACUUCAUCAAAACCAGCGACAGCUUUGACAAGUUUGAGUUCUGUGAGCCCUCCUUUGUGGUGGGGAACUGUCUGGAAAUCCCUCCAGAGAGCCGGCAGUAUGACCGGGUGUACUGUGGGGCUGGAGUCCAGAAAGAGUACGAGAAUUACAUGAAGAACCUGCUGAAGGUUGGCGGAAUCCUAGUGCUCCCCCUGGAGGAGAAGCUGACAAAGAUCACCCGCACAGGUCAAAACACUUGGGAGACCAAGAAAAUCAUCGCUGUGACUUUUGCUCCACUUGUGCAGCCCAAACAAAGCAUCAACGGAAGAGGCAAGAGCGUGCCCCUGCCCAUUUUUGAAGUUCGGACAUUGCAGGAUCUGGCACGGAUCUCCAUCCGUCACACCCUGCGGCAGCCCAUGGCUGUGGCGGAGGGCCGUGCCAAGCGGCGGGUUUCCUUCCCCGGUGCUCGCGCCAUGCACCGCUACGGCCCUCGCUUCGAGCGCCGCCGCUUCUGCCGCCGCUUCUACCGUCAGUGCGUCAACUCUGUGGUGCUCCACGACUCCAUGAUCCCUACAGCCAACAUUGACGACUGCCAGUACCCAGGAGGGGUGGAGGAGGAAGAGGAGGAGGCUGAGGAACUGGAGGAGGAGAGGAGCUGCCGCAGAGCAGGGGAAGAUUUGCCCGAAGAGGACGAGGACGAGAACACCACUGGAGACGAAGACGAGAAAGGCAAGGGCGGCAGUACGAGGCCGGAGCCGCCGGUCAACGUUCUGCGGGAGAGGAUCCUGGGACUGCCCUUACCUGAGCCGCUCAAGAUGUAUCUGCUGUAUUACCGUGAUAAGUGAUUAAUUACUGUGACUCCUAAAGCGAUCUAAAAUACAGCAAACAGCCUUCCGUGUCCCCAAUCCCGGCCUAACCCGAGCAAACCCAGCUGGAAUUAUCCAACAGUUAUGGUACUUUUGGUCUUUUUGAGGUUUUGAGAAACAAGGCUAGAUUCUGGACGAAGAAUCUAGAAGAGUUUUGUAUGAAUAGAAGAACUUAAUGAAUUGAUGUGAUUGGGUUUCCCCAAAUCUGUCAUUUUAGAUUUGUUCAAGCUCAUUUUUGAGAGCUUUCUUCUCAUUUUAGCAGUGUUCCUUCUCCCAAAUAUCAAAUGGAUGGAAUGUGGCAACCUUUACAACGCUAGCUGAAGAUUUUAGGAAGAUUCUAGAAAGAGAAGGUUGCAGUGACUUCAACUGUGAGUUGGGACGUUCUCUCAAGGUUUUUUUUUAGCGUGAUGGAUUGAAGUAACGUUGUUCUCGUUGUUUUUCUAUAGCUUUAUGAAAGACCCCAAAGUCGGCCCUCCACUGUUUCUUUGCCUACUGCGUGCUCUCUUCUCUUUCUAAGGUACUGGAUGCUGUUUGCAUGUGUAGUGCUCCCGUGCACCUGCAUUUUGUCAGUAUUCUAGUUUGUGGUGAUGCAUUUCAACACUUUACACUGUGUAAAUCUGAUCUGAACCCUCAGGUGGGUAAUGCUACGUUUGCUACACUGACACAUUCAUUGUUUAAUGCGAGGUUCUAGAAAAAUAAUUACAAUAAUUGCAUAUAGUUCCGAAAAAAAAGUUCCACACAUUCUAACAAAAAUGUCAUUUGUAUCAUGACAAACUUUACAAUGAUCAAGUGAAAUUGUAAGUGUUGCCCUGAAAAUCUUGGGCUGAAAAUUAAGGUUUUUCACAGGUUUCUUUUCCUUUGCUACCUUUUUUUACCAUUGCAUAAAAUAAAUGUACAUGUAUUUUUGCAUUGCUUUCUAAAGAAAAAGCAAUUACGAAACAAUAAUUUAUACAUAUUUAUUUAACACUGAUUAGACAAACCAUCAAAACUACUCCUUUUUUAAAUGUGUACUUGAUUUUUAUGAAAUCUCAAAGUCUGAAUUAGAAUUCCUAGAGAGAAUUUUCCGUCUUGGAAUCCAGUAAAGUGCCACCUCUGCUGAAAGAAAUCCUAUAGGAAACUGCAAUAUGACCUAAAAUGUCAAUGUUUGAUAUAAAUUGUUGUUGAGUGAUUUUCACUCAUUUUUGGCUCAACUUUGCGGUUGCCAAAUACUCUGUGCAUCCCUAGAAAUUGUCUAGACAAGUUUUUUUUUUUUGGAUCAUCCCAAACCAAAUUGUUUGCGUUUUCAUUUCACAUAGCUGAGGUUUCAAUUUAAGACAAAAAAGUGAAUGGUUAUGUUUAAAAAUAAAUCCCUACUCAGGAAUAUUGCAAUCGUGUUUGGGAAAAAAAAAGACCAAAAAAAAAAAGUCAUUUUGAUUAUUUUUUGACCAAAAAAAAGAGAAAAAACAGGAUUGCUUGUUGCAUCAUUUUUGCAUUUUGUACUAACCUAAUUGUACAAUUAUUUUGAGGGGGGGGGGGGGUGAUGCAUAGUUCGUCUCACCACACUGGGGUUCUGUAAAAGUGCUUUUCUUAUUAUUCUUUGACUGUGGAGAGUGAGAUUAAUGCUUUGUGGCCCCUUCAAUCUAAGAUGUCAUCUUUAACAAGUUGUUAAAAAAAAAUACAUGUCUGAGGUAACAGCAUAUCUAAACCAUAGUUUGAAAUGAUUGUAUGCUUUUAGGAAAUGUAUAGACCUUUCAAUAAAUUUCUGAGUUUGCACAUGCA
This is a messenger RNA of Astyanax mexicanus (Mexican tetra), 3233 nucleotides long. RefSeq names its product protein-L-isoaspartate O-methyltransferase domain-containing protein 2. Bases 252 to 1454 code for a protein of 400 amino acids. Gene Ontology annotation, biological process: protein modification process. Gene Ontology annotation, molecular function: protein-L-isoaspartate (D-aspartate) O-methyltransferase activity. Lineage: Eukaryota; Metazoa; Chordata; Actinopteri; Characiformes; Acestrorhamphidae. Gene Ontology annotation, cellular component: cytoplasm. The transcript has 6 exons. The record is from RefSeq and is a predicted model, not a curated record.